UCAAUAAAGUUAUGAUAAAAAUUAAAAAUUAUAAACUACGAGGACUAGAAUAUUCACGUAUUAAUGUUCCAUUAUUGAUGUUGUAAUGAACAAAUUGGACAAUAAAAUGGACACAACAAAAAGGAAUGUGGGCAAUGAGUUCGAAAAAAGUGAUGGCACAGGAAAAGACAACCAAUACUUGUACAUGCGUUCUGUGGCCAAAGUUGAGUGUGGUCAAAACGAGGGUACAGCAGUUUGUGUUCACACGUCUGACGCUGUUGACGGACACCUGUUCCUCACCUGUGCUCAUGUCGUAGACCAUACACUCCAAUCGGUAAUACUACGAUAUGAUGGAUGUGCAGUUAAAGGUAGAGUUAUAUAUGUUACUCAUAAGGAGGCUGUACCAUAUGAUAUUGCUGUAAUUGUAACUGAACAAACUAAACAAACUACAGACAUUUUACCUUGUCAGAUAUCAGACAAAACCCCGACCAUUGGUCAAAAACUGUUUUUGGUUGGAUACGCUUGUCGAGAAUAUGCACCAUCUACAAAUUUCGGUCACAUGCACGGAAUGAUGCAUAGCAUAUUGACGACCACUUGUCAUGUGCAUGCAGGGUUCAGCGGUGGUCCAGUUUUUUCAAUUGACAGAAAACUGUUGGGUCUCACUGUUGGAAAGUUGAACAUAGGCACUUUUCAUUUUGUAUUGCUUUCUACAGAAUUUAUGAAAACUAUCAACAAAUAUAUCAUUACUAAUAACAUUGAAAUACUUAACGAUUUAGAAUCCAAGUGCCCAAUGGAAACAGUGUUAUGGAACGUUAAAAUUCCAACCUUCAAAGUUUGAAGAAUGGUGAUAAUCUAGUCAAAUAACACUCUUGUAUUGACUAACAUAGCAUUCCAUGUCAACAGAUGUGAGGGGCAUUCUUCAUAAUUACUAGUACCUAUUCCCUUGAUUUCUAUCAAGGCACUCUAAUAUUUAUUAUAUCAAAAGAGGUGACUUCACUUACUAACUUUCUUCAUAAUCUUAUUUUUUCUUGAAUUAAUUUCAUGUAUUUUAAUUUGGAACUAUUUACUUGUACAAUAUAAAAUUUACCCAUCUGUUGUUAGUGUUUUGAGGAAAUUAUUUUACAAUGUGUAUGAUAAUUAUGAAGGUUAAAAUUAAUAAUAAAAUUAAUUAAUAUUUAAAAUCAA
Molecule: messenger RNA, 1164 nt
Organism: Metopolophium dirhodum (rose-grain aphid)
Lineage: Eukaryota; Metazoa; Arthropoda; Insecta; Hemiptera; Aphididae
Product: peroxisomal leader peptide-processing protease
Exons: 7
Coding region: 86-817 (243 amino acids)
Biological process (GO): regulation of fatty acid beta-oxidation; protein processing
Cellular component (GO): peroxisome
Molecular function (GO): serine-type endopeptidase activity
Source: RefSeq, a predicted model, not a curated record